This is a messenger RNA of Aspergillus welwitschiae, 690 nucleotides long. RefSeq names its product HesB/IscA family protein. The record is from RefSeq and is a predicted model, not a curated record. The transcript has a single exon. Gene Ontology annotation, biological process: iron-sulfur cluster assembly. Gene Ontology annotation, cellular component: mitochondrion. Gene Ontology annotation, molecular function: 2 iron, 2 sulfur cluster binding; iron ion binding; 4 iron, 4 sulfur cluster binding. NCBI's taxonomy places the organism in Eukaryota, Fungi, Ascomycota, Eurotiomycetes, Eurotiales, Aspergillaceae. Bases 338 to 592 code for a protein of 84 amino acids.
AUACGACCACAGGGUGUGGAGAACAGGGCUUCCCGUCCGCUCAGCCGUACUUAAGCCACACGCCGGGAGGUUAGUAGUUGGGUGGGUGACCACCAGCGAAUCCCUUCUGUUGUAUGUUUUUGCAAUUUUUUCCCUCCUCCGGAGGGAACAAUAUUACUUUUUAGCUCUUUAACUCGCUGAAGUGACCUUGUUAAACCACAAACUAACAUGUCUUCAACAGCGUCUUCGCGAAAUAACAGACCCCUCUUCAUCCCCCUCCAUCACUAAAGAAGAAAACCCCUACCACCAUCUCCGCAUCACCGUCACAAGCGGUGGAUGCCAUGGAUUCCAAUAUCUGAUGUCCCUGGAGGCCGCAUCCAAGAUCGAUGCGGAGGAAGAUACUAUCUUCGCAGCCGAGCCUGAGGAAGGUGAGGCGGAGGCAGCGGGCGCCGGCGAAGCUAAAGUAGUUAUGGACGAGCCAUCGCUGGAGCUUCUUUCGGGCAGUACGGUGGAUUAUACGAUGGAGUUGAUUGGAAGUCAGUUUAAGAUUGUGGAUAACCCGCGCGCGACGAGUAACUGUGGAUGCGGGACGAGUUUUGAUGUUCAGGACUGAAUGAGGACCUAGCUAGAUAGGUAUCAUUCCUGGACCCAACUUCAACUGUAUAUGUGUAUCAUACUAGAAUAUGAGAUAGAGUAAUGCUAUACCCCCAC